Messenger RNA from Geodia barretti, 965 nucleotides. NCBI's taxonomy places the organism in Eukaryota, Metazoa, Porifera, Demospongiae, Tetractinellida, Geodiidae. The record is from the annotation of a GenBank genome assembly.
ACUAAGGGUAUGGCGACUUACAACAAACACCAGUUCGACAGAGAUGGCUACAUCGUAAUCAAGUAAGCUUACGCUAAAACAAAGCACAGUUACGUAGCAUGGCCUUUCGGUUACUGGCUGAGGGCAUGGUUUACUCUUCCGAAAGGUCGCUACUGAGUGGAGAGGAGCUCUCGCGUCUGCGAUCGUCUCUAGAAGGCGACAGUGAGAUCCUGAAGUACUCGUACGGCGUGAACGACGGACAUGGCCGGAGCUGCAGGAUGUGUCUGUGGAAUCACCCGGGAAAAGACAUUACUGGGAUGGUCAGUCGAUGUGAAAAAGUCGCUGGCACGAUGGAACAUCUGCUUGGUGGCGAAGUAUAUCACUACCAUACAAAACUUAUGAUGAAAGAAGCACACACAGGCGGUUCAUUUGUGUGGCAUCAGGACUACGGGUACUGGUAUCUCAACGGUUGUCUGUUUCCUGACAUGGGUACAGCAUUCAUAGCUAUUGACAAGUGCGAUGAAGAAAAUGGCUGCCUGAAGGUACUAAAAGGCUCGCAUCGUCUCGGUAGGAUUGAUCACAUACGAGUUGGAUCGCAGACAGGGGCCAAUGUGGAGAGAGUCAAAAUGGUGGAAAAGGUAUAAAACUUAAACUGACGUGUUUAGGAGUUUUCCAAACUUCUUUAUGCAAGGUUUUGCCAACUGUGAGAGUUGAGUUGGAGGCUGGUGACGGCCUGUUCUUUCACUGCAACCUGCUUCACUGCAGCGAUCAGAACUGUAGUGAUCGUCGCCGCUGGGCCUUCCUGAUUGCCUAUAACAGGGCCUCAAAUAACCCAGUGACCAAACAUCAUCACCCAAUGUACACUCCUCUUGUCAAGGUGCCAGAUUCAGCAAUUUUGGAAUGUAAAUCUCUGACGGAUUUAAAUGGAAAAGAUUUCAUGAACCCAUAUGAUGAUCAUACUGUAGGAAAUACCACCUCGUUGACGU